Fomitiporia mediterranea MF3/22 is the source of this 765-nucleotide messenger RNA. RefSeq lists its product as uncharacterized. The record is from RefSeq and is a predicted model, not a curated record. The coding region runs from base 1 to 765 and encodes 254 amino acids. NCBI's taxonomy places the organism in Eukaryota, Fungi, Basidiomycota, Agaricomycetes, Hymenochaetales, Hymenochaetaceae. The transcript is spliced from 11 exons.
AUGAGUGUCGUGGCACUGUCAACAAGCACUUCGGAGCUUAUCUCGUUCACAGACGCCGCUUUAUAUGCACAGGCUGCAGUGACCUGCCUUUUAACCUAUGAUGCUAUCCUGGGCUUUGCUGAUGAAGGACGACUUAUGUGGUCCAAACCUCUCAAUUCAGGGAAAAUAUUGUAUUUUCCUCUUCACCGCGUCAGCAAGGAUGACGGUUGUAUCAGUGUCGCUCUCUACAACUUCCACAACUGCAACCUAGCGGUCCGAGUCCCUUGGAUUUCGAGUGUCAUCAUAACGAUGCUCACAGAAGUCACUCUCCAACUUCGACUCUAUGCACUAUACAGGGCCAGAAAGUCUAUAACUAUUGUUCUUGGGGUCUCCUUGAUGGCGACCAUAGCAUCAAUGUUCGGUGUUGGUGUUGCCAUUAUGGUCAAUGAAGCUGGUACCUUGCUUGAAGAUAUAAACACGGGCAUGCUCCGAUGCGUCGCAUUUGAUUCCACUAACGACCAUAUCGGGUUUUGGAUUCCUGCACUUGUAAAUGAAACCUUCCUAUUCGGACUUGCGACAUACAAAGGCAAAGAGGUUUUCCGAGAGAAGAGGGAGCUUGGUAUUAUUAACCAGCUCAAGCUGUUCCUCAUCACGGGUUCUGUCAUUUAUUUCUUUGUAGUUUUUGCCGCACUUCUCUUUACCGAGGUGCUGUGGCUGGCUGGUGGGUCUCAUGAGCCAGCGCCUUCUUUUGGGUUUGCGCAACAGAUACAGAAGAGCACAGUCUAG